AUGGAUCCAGGGAAUGGCAAGAUUCCAUUAAUGAUGGCUGCGACCCUCUCCCCUUUCUACUUCCUCCAUCUACAAACCCUCUUAAGCACAAGCAAUUCCUACCAACCCUUCGUUUGCUCUCCCAGUCUAAUUACCCAAGAUCUCUUGUAUACUUGGAAAAUGUACUUCUCUCCAGCUUUUAUCGCUGUCGCAGCACCUUUCCUCGCUGCCACCGUUCAGGCUGCGGCGCCUCGCCUCCCCCAUGCCAUCGCUCAGCGCCAAGCUAUGCCCACGCCGUACCGCAACGAUAGUAACUCGAACGACGACCCGGAGGGAAACGGGACUGCCACGUGGGCUACAAACAUUGACCCACCCAAUGGAGCCAACAGGAACGCCACCGCAGGCCAGGGGAUGACCGUGACGGGUUGCGGGCCAAACUCCCAAUGCCCUGAACCCACGGCCUCACCUAUGCCCCACCCAAGCGCAGGAGGCGAGGAAGAGGAAGAAGAGGAAGAACAGGAGCAACAGGAAGAACAGGAGGAACAGGAGGGACAGGGGGAACAGGAAGAACAGGAGGGACAGGAAGAGCAGGAAGAACAGGAGGAACAGGAGGAAGAAGAGGAAGAAGAGGAAGGUGCGCCGUCCCAUGGGCCUUCCCCAUCAACCGGCCAGCCCUCAUCUGGUGGAGUAUCUGGCGGAUACGCUCCAUCUGGAGGAGAGGCUCCACAUGGCGGGCAGGCUCCGUCUGGAGGACAGGCUCCAUCUGGCGGAGAGGCUCCACAUGGCGGACAGGCCCCAUCUGGACCAUCUGGCGGACAAGCUCCAUCUUGCGGACAGGCUCCAUCUGGAGGACAAGCUCCAUUCCGCCAGAUGGAGCUUGUCCACCAGAUGGAGCUUGUCCACCAGAUGGAGCUUGUCCACCAGAUGGAGCUUGUCCGCCAGAUGGUCCAGAUGGGGCCUGUCCGCCAUGUGGUGGUGCCUCUCCGCCAGAUGGAGCCUGUCCGCAAGCAGGCCCCAUCUGGACCAUCUGGCGGACAGGCUCCAUCUGGCGGAGAGGCACCACAUGGCGGACAGGCCCCAUCUGGAGGACAGGCCCCAUCUGGAGGACAGGCCCCAUCUGGAGGACAGGCCCCAUCUGGAGGACAGGCCCCAUUUGGAGGACAGGCCCCAUUUGGAGGACAGGCACCACAUGGCGGACAGGCCCCAGCUGCCGGAGGAGCACCUGAGGAAGAAGAAGAAGAAUUCCCCGAGGAAGAAGAGGAAGUCCCCGAGGAGGAGGAAGAAGUCCCUGAGGAGGAAGAAGUCCCCGAGGAAGAAGAAGAGUUCCCUGAAAAGGGUGGCGGACAUCCCAGCGGCCCCAUUGGCGGCGGAGGACAUUUUAACGUCACCCCCGGGCCCGGCCACGCGAACGUCUCGGGGGCGGUACCCUUCGUGUCGGCAGCCAGCCUCUUGAGCAGUAGUUCCGCCGCCAUUAUCGUCGCCAUCGGAUCAGUCGUCUACUACCUGUGA
This is a messenger RNA of Amorphotheca resinae ATCC 22711, 1488 nucleotides long. RefSeq lists its product as hypothetical. The record is from RefSeq and is a predicted model, not a curated record. Bases 1 to 1488 code for a protein of 495 amino acids. NCBI's taxonomy places the organism in Eukaryota, Fungi, Ascomycota, Leotiomycetes, Helotiales, Amorphothecaceae. The transcript has 2 exons.